AUGAACGUCCUCGAGGGUCAGGAGAAUUCGUCGACUGGGUCUCAAAUACCGCCACAUGCCGACAGCCAUGGCUCUUCAAGUACGACUGUCUUCAUCAUGUUAUGCUCUCUACGCCAGAGGCCUCUCAACGUAGUAUCUGAAGAGUACCUGGAAGUUGCCACCCUGUUUGUAUUUCUCCAACGAGGUACGUGAUUCUGCGCAGUAGGUUCUUACCGUCGAUCUUACAGCUAAGAAUAGUGUGCUUUUCAAUGAUGAGAUCAGCAGCUGGAGGUUUGAUUUCGGAGCCGAGUGA
This is a messenger RNA of Clonostachys rhizophaga, 292 nucleotides long. The record is from the annotation of a GenBank genome assembly. NCBI's taxonomy places the organism in Eukaryota, Fungi, Ascomycota, Sordariomycetes, Hypocreales, Bionectriaceae.